AGGAGGAGAGAGCGGGAGAUGGCCUCGGGGCAAGAGGCAGCACUCGCGCGCUCAGCCUCGCCCCGCAUACGCGAUCACGUGCAGAGGGGCGCUCGUCUUUCACACGGCGACCAACUUCACCAAGCUCCUCCUGAGUCCUCUUCCUUCUCCUCCUCCUCCUUAGUCGUGCAUCGCACGAGCCCAUCCUUCGCGGAACCCAAGGACGCAGUGGGGCUCUAUCAGUAGUCGUGUUUCUCUAUAUUCACGUGCAAACCCAUCGGUAUGUCAACAUCUCAUGAGCUCAGCUUUACUAUCCCUGAGCACUCAUUGUUACAUGUGAUGACGGACGCAAACAUGGACGCCGAGGCAUCCUCUCUCUCGACUGCCUCAACGCCGUUCGACAACCCUGAUACAGACCUGAUUAUCCGGACAUCCGACAACGCCCAGUUCUAUGUCUUGAAAGCCAUCCUUGGGCUCGCCUCGCCAUUCUUCGCCGAUAUGGUGACCUUGCCUGUGGAUACCUGCGGGACGGACUCGAACACAGUCGAGGUCGCAGAAGACAGCGUCGUGUGGGAUUUCAUCUUGCGUGUCUGCUACCCUGUGGCAUGCCCUUCCUCGAUCGCCCCUGAACAGCUCUGGCCUCUGCUCGAGGCUGCGAAGAAGUACGACCUGGUUGGAGUUCGGGAGGCGGUGAGACGGGAGAUGACGACCCCCAGCAUGCUUGGCAAGGAGGCCUUGCGAGUCUACUUGCUCGCGUGCAGUUAUGGGCUCGCUGAUGUCGCGGUCGCUGCGGCCAAAGCGUACAUCUCCCGGCCACCUAACCAAGUGUACGUUCCGGAGCUGCAGUGUACAACAUCCGCCGCCCACUUCAGAUUGUCCCAAUAUCGUCAUGCAUGCCUGCUGCGUAGUGUCACGGAGACAGGUAUGAAAGGGCAGUCUAGUGCGCGGUGUGUCCGUCCGAUAGUGCGAUGCCCCGAAUGUACUCGUUGGGACUCUGCUUACAUGGAUUCUGCCCCUCCUGUGUACCGAUCCGCUUCGUCUCCGUUCGACAACCCAAGCGCGGAUCUCGUCAUCCGGACGUCCGACCAUAUCGAGUUUCAUGUCUUCAAGCUGAUCCUCAGGGAGGCCUCGCCGGUCUUCGCAGACAUGUUCACAUUGCCAGCGACUCCGACAUCCGAUGCCGAUAGCGCCGGAGUUGUCGAUGUCGUCGAGAAGAGCACCAUCUGGGACUACAUCCUCCACGUCUGCUAUCCGGGGCCCGUCCCGUCGUCCACCGUGAUCGCCCCCGAUCAGCUCUGGCCGCUGCUCGAAGCGGCUACGAAGUACAACAUGAAAGGCGUUCGCGACGCCGUCGGCCAGCUCAUGUUGACAGCUCACAUGCUAGAGCGCGAUUCCCUGCGGAUAUACAUGCUCGCAUGUGGCUACGGGUUCCAGGACGUCGCCGUCGCAGCGGCCAGAGCGAGCUUGCGCCGCCCAGCCGACGAACGGAAGUUCAUACCGGAGCUGCGCUGCGCGACGGCAGCUGCCUACCUGAGGCUCCUCCAGUAUCGCAGUGACUGCGUCGAUGCAGCCACGUGUUUUGCUCAUGAUCCUCAUAUAUUCCUGCGGCCCAGGUGGAGAGAAUUUGUAGGAGGUUGGGGUAGGGUCGACUCGUCAUCUACCUCUCGCAAUCAUCCCGAACCUAACCUCAUGAAGCGCUCCGAAGAGGCGCUGAAGUCUUCUCCCCACGGAGGCGUUGUUCUUAACUGGAAGAACCUCGCUGCGACUGUGCAGGAGGCCUCGGUUUGUGGCGCAUGCAGGAAGGAGGAUCAGCCGGACAAUAUCGUUCGGUUCAUGGAAUUCUACGCAUCUGAGAUAGAUGCAGCUAUUGCGAAGGUACGCAGGCCCAGUGUUCCCGCAAUAACAUGUGGGCUAUUGACUGCUGACAUGACGGACUCUGCCUCCACCAAAUGCACGGUCCUCGUCGCUUCAUCGCCGUUCGACAAUCCUGACGCGGAUCUGGUCAUCCGAUCAUCCGAUCACGUCGAAUUCCACGUCCACAAAGCCAUUCUGAAGGAGGCGUCUUCAGUCUUCGCCGAUAUGACCUCCUUGCCAACGACUCCCGACACCGACUCACACGUAGUCCAGGUCACGGAGAGCAGCGUUGGGUGGGAUAUUAUUCUUCGCAUAUGCUAUCCUAUGCCAUCGACAAACCCGAUUGUCCCCGAUCAGUACUGGCCGUUGCUCGAGGCAGCGAAGAAGUAUGACAUGGCGUGCGUGCGCGAGGCUGUGGUAAGGGAGAUGACCACACCUCGCGUACUAGCUCAAGAGACGCUGCGCGUAUACAUGCUCGCAUGCAGCUAUGGAUAUGAGGACGUCGCUCGUGUAGCUGCCAAAGCUAGUCUUUCCCAGACCAUGCUGCACGGCCCGGGGAACUAUGUGCCCGAGCUGCGCUGUGUGACAUCUGCCGCUUACUUCAACCUACUCCAAUACCGCGAGAGGUGCAUUAGCCACGCACCUAGCUCUAGUUCACCUCUACAACUUAGGACUAUGGCCGAUGAUCCCGAUCCCGACAAUGACACCACAACUACCCUGUCCGCCGCGCCGCCGUUCGACAACCGCGACGCAGACUUGAUCAUUCGGACGUCUGAUCGCGUCGACUUCCACGUCUUCAAGCUCAUUCUCAGAGAGGCCUCCCCAGUUCUCUCCGACAUCUUGUCACUUCCGGAGGGAUCUGACGUCGCUCCCGGUACAGUCGAUGUCACCGAGAGCAGCGUCGUGUGGGACCACAUCCUGCGUAUAUGCCACCCAGGUACUGCAUCACCAGCUAUGAUCGCCCCCGAUCACCUCUGGCCGCUGCUCGAGGCGGCCAAGAAGUACGAAAUGACGGCCGUGCGGGAGACUGUGGCAACGGAGAUGUUGACGAAUCGCAUGCUGGACCAGGAGCCCCUGCGAGUGUAUGCACUUGCCUGUGGUUACGGCAUCGAACACGUCGCCAUCGCUGCGGCGAGAGCCAGUCUCCGCCAGAAGUACGAGGAGAUUCCGUACGUCCCGGAGCUGCGCUGCACAACGUCCGCUGCAUAUCAUAGACUGAUCCACUACCGGCGAGACUGCGUAAGAGCAGCCAUGUCCUUUGCGGAGGACCCAAGGCUGUUCUUCCGUGACGGGUGGAAAGACCAAAUCAAGGACUGGCUGCUACGACAUGAAUAUGUCGAUGAGGAGCAUUAUAUAGGAUGUGUCAGCGGAACAAGGUUCAUGUUGGACACUUGGACUUGGAGCAAUCGGUCAUUCCGAGAUGUACUCGGUGACUACAUGGCUCGUUCCACGGAGAUAAUCAAGAUAUUCCCUCACGGCGGUGCACUGCUCGACCCCGUCUUUCUCGCAGCGACGGUGCAUUCCACUUCAAAAUGUAUCGCUUGCAGAAACCGCACACAACCGGUUGAUAUUGUCGAGUUCAUACGGUUCCAUGCAUCCGAGAUCGACGCGGCCAUUGCGAAGGUACAGCUCGUCGUUGAGUCCUGAGCCUGAGGAGAGAAUGGUAGUUAAUCGUGAAGUACUGCAACAAUUCUGUAGUGCGCAUAUAACCUGAAUGGAAUCUAUACUCGUGUUGCGCGCGUUCA
Molecule: messenger RNA, 3578 nt
Organism: Rhodofomes roseus
Lineage: Eukaryota; Fungi; Basidiomycota; Agaricomycetes; Polyporales; Fomitopsidaceae
Exons: 7
Coding region: 262-3480 (1072 amino acids)
Molecular function (GO): protein binding
Source: RefSeq, a predicted model, not a curated record